Molecule: messenger RNA, 1785 nt
Organism: Penicillium subrubescens
Lineage: Eukaryota; Fungi; Ascomycota; Eurotiomycetes; Eurotiales; Aspergillaceae
Product: WD40 repeat domain-containing protein
Exons: 4
Coding region: 1-1785 (594 amino acids)
Cellular component (GO): mRNA cleavage and polyadenylation specificity factor complex
Molecular function (GO): protein binding
Source: RefSeq, a predicted model, not a curated record
AUGGCCUACUACGACGAACAUGGGGGUGAUGGCCCUGGGAGGUUUACAAAGAAUUUCGAUGGCCCCGCUGGACCUCGUCGGCCAAGAUUGGUAACAGAUUAUGGCUCCUCGAUGGUACAGUGGAUGCGCACGCGACGACCGCGAUACCGCGGCGAGCAUCGCAUGGAGAUGGAGCGCCCCAGUGCGAGUUUCACAGUCGAUAUGCUUCCACCCAUGGCGCGCACUUAUUCCCCGGCCGACACGAUACCCGUCCGACAUUUGCACCAGUCUAUUGGAAAAUCCAAGAAGCCUAUCGUCGUGGUACGAUGGACGCCUGAAGGGAGACGGUUGUUGACGGGUGGACACACCGGAGAAUUUAUGCUUUGGAACGGGACGGCCUUUAAUUUCGAGACGGUCAUGGAUGCGCACUACGAUCAAGUCCAGGCAGGUGUCACAUCUCUCGCCUGGUCUCAUAGCCACGAGUGGUUGAUUUCAGGCGGACAAAGAGGUGACAUCAAAUACUGGCGACCGAACUUCAACAACGUCGAAACAAUCGACGAUGCACACCACGAUGCAGUCCGGGACUUGGCCUGGGCUCCCAGCGAUACCAAAUUCCUCUCUGCCUCCGACGACACAACCCUCAAGAUCUUCGAUUUCACAUCUCGAACCUGUGACACCGUUCUCUCCGGCCACAACUGGGACGUCAAGUCCUGCGAUUGGCAUCCAACAAAGGGACUACUGGUCUCGGGCUCAAAGGAUCACCAGGUGAAAUUCUGGGAUCCACGCACGGCGAGGUGUCUGACUACACUCCACAGCCACAAGAACACGGUCACUUCGACGCGAUUCUCCCGCGUGAAUAAUAACCUGCUUGCCACUUCGUCGCGGGACCAGACCGCGCGGGUAUUCGAUUUGCGCAUGAUGCGGGAUAUUUGCAUUCUACGUGGACACGAGAAGCCUGUCUCGUCUCUGACGUGGCAUCCCAUCCACAGCAACCUGAUCUCUACCGGAGCCGAGGACGGCUCUUUAUACCACUAUUUGCUCGACGAGCCAAACCUGCCGGCUGGUCAUGUUCCUACCGUGGCUCCAUACGACAGCCCCGACCCGGCCAAUACGCCCCCGCAGGUAAUCUUCCCAGCCCAUCGCGUGCAAUAUGCUCAUGGUGCUACAAUUUGGUCGUUGGACUGGCAUCCACUCGGCCAUAUUCUUGCCUCUGGAUCCAAGGAUAACUUCACUCGAUUCUGGUCUCGGGCUAGACCCGGCGAAACUAGCUAUAUGAAAGACCGAUUCCACAUCGGCGAAGAAGCAGCGGAAGCCCAGGGCACCUGGAGCCGUGGAUUCGGUCGUAGACAGAUGCGCGAGGAAGAGGAGCAAGAAAUGCAGGACGAGGCCGAGAGUCUGGUUGACCAGCGACGUCCUGGCCCGCCUACACUACCCGGCAUCCAAGCCGGUGGUACCCCCCAGCCCGAUGGCCCAGGGUUCCUUCCUGGUAUCGGUGGUGCACAACCGCCUCCUCCACCCGGACUCCCUGGCAUGGGUGGGAUGAACCCUGACCGGUUGGCCGCCAUCAUGUCCUCUCAACCUCCCCCUCCACCUCAAUCACUUCCCCCACCAAAUCAGCCCAUCCCCGGAUUCCCCAUGCUUCCCGGCAUGGGUGCUGCGCCACCUAUGAAUAUGGAUCUGGCACAGUUGCAGAAACAACUCGCCUCUCAGGGAUAUCCCAUGCCCCCGAACAUGCCCAUGCCGCCUGGCUUUGGCGGGUUACCUGGUCUGCAGGGUGGUGGAAUGCCCGAUGGUGGUCGGCGAUGA